Messenger RNA from Mya arenaria, 2073 nucleotides. RefSeq lists its product as uncharacterized. NCBI's taxonomy places the organism in Eukaryota, Metazoa, Mollusca, Bivalvia, Myida, Myidae. The record is from RefSeq and is a predicted model, not a curated record. The transcript is spliced from 2 exons. Bases 407 to 1705 code for a protein of 432 amino acids.
CCUGUUCGCACCUCUAAUAAACCUCCGCCUUUGUUUAUAUAACACCGGUAGUUGGAACAUUUGGGCAAAAUAUGGAUGGAAUUGGAGUUUGAAUCGUCAGGUGAUGGUCUGACUACUAGGACAGAUUGUGCCACAGGAAUGUAUUUUUAAGAUGUUUUGGUGAAAUUUCUGAAAUUAAAAUUGUAUAUAAAAGGAUUGGAAAUUGUGUGAUUUUGGUGAUAGAAUAAAUAACAUGUCAAGCUUAGCAUUAUCCGAUGGAUCAGUGCAGGAAUAAUGAAAACGUGGAAAGCUGACGUUUGAUUUGAAAUAAUCUAAAUUGAAAAUCGUUCCACAAUAAACCGUCAAUAAUCGAAGGACUUCAAUUGACGAACAGCAAUUUAAAGAAAGUGCGCCAAUCUCCGCCGCCAUGCAUCGCGACAGGAGGCGCGGACCUCCCCGGAAGUUGGAGAAGAUGCUAUUCAUCAACCACAAAGAGGACCAGCUGCUGGAUGCGCGUCUGGCCGCUCUUCGCCUUCAGGCCAAAGUCAAGGGCAUGGAACUCGAUCUUGAGCGGAUCAAGGUGCGAAACGAGUUGCGAGCGAGUCGGAAGAAACAACUCACCAUAAAUGAGGCGAUCGCUUCCGGCUUGUUUCCGGGAGCUGAUGAAGGGUUACCUAACUUAAGAGGCGGCAGGCGGGUGUCGGAUUUUGGAACUUCCGGUGGGAAUAGGCCCGCAGGGUCUGCCCCGUCUCGGGGUAAAGGAAGUAGCGGCCUAGAGCCAAAGUCUCCAGAAUUCUCAAGAAGUACAUCUUUCGUGCAACCACGUGGAACGGUUGGUUCCCGAAACACCAACCAGUUUACCCGCCAACCGGCUAUUCCUGAACAUGACGAAAUUGACAUUAAUGGUUCCAGGGAUAUUAAGUUGGCUUCGGACGAUUCCGUUGGCGCGUAUGUUCUUGGCGAAUUUGAGAAAAUAUCUCAAGUCGUUCCGGAAAUUCUUCGCGCGCUGGCAAAAAAGAAAGAAAAACAGCAAGCAGCUGAUGAACUGAUAAGGCUUAGAGAAAUUCGAAAACAAAGGGAGAUUGAAUCAAUAUCGGAUCUAGUUGAAGAGUACGAACCAGAUAUGAACAAGGUCAGAAAAACAGUUGGUGCUGUGAAAAAGCUGCGCCAACGCAUGAGUUUAAGCAAACGAUUGGAAAUGCCGAAAAAGCAUAAGCCGUUAGAUCAGAUGAUCAAAGACAAAACAGAUGAGGUCGGUGAAAAUGACGAAUAUACCGACGGAACUUGCUCUCUAAUGAAAAGACGGUUGGAAAAGAAACGGCGCGGGUCGGCGGCGUUCGUUUUAGAACCGUCUUUUAUGCAACGGCGAAGCUCCAUAGUUGACGGAGGCGCCAGUAAUGGAAGGCGGCCGUCCAUUGCACCGGAAGGGCUGUCGCGCCGCGCAUCGUCGUUGACCCAACUUCCGCCGGCUCUUUUACGAAGCUCCACGACGCUCAGUGGCAUGGGGUCCGUUAACCGACCGACGGCCUUCGGAAUGUCCGACAAUGAGGAAGACAGUCCAUUAAUUGACGAAGACACAUUGAUCUUCCGUCAACGAGUCAUGCGCGAGUUGGAUAAGUAUCGUGCGCUGCAGGCACGUGUAACCCGCUUCGUUGACAGUACUCGUGCGUACGCCCGUCCGUCGUUUCCGGUAUGGGAAGGAAUGGUGUCUAUUAGACACUAUUGACGGGAAUAUCAGUGUUAUGUAAGACAGACUGACAGUGAUGGAUAUUUAUGAAGUGUAGUGUGUAAAGAAAUGAAUAAUGUAUUUACAUUUAACUGUUGUAUGUACAUGAAUAAUAAUAUGCGCUCGCUAUAUUUAUGGGAUGCUUGUUCAGAAAUGUUUUAAAGUUAAUGACGCUGUCAACAGUAUCUUCGUUAACUUUUAAAGGUGAAAUAUUUUAGUAUGUGCUGAUAUAUUUCAAUAAAAGCAAUUCUCUCAAUAUUUGUGAAAAGUACCGUAGGUUACAUGGGUGUCCAUGACACUUUGAGGGAAUCUAACAUUUGAGAGUAAACAAGGAUCCCAUGAACACCGUUGUUAAAUUGAACAAUGUU